AUGGCCCAGCAAGCGCAGCCGCAGCAGGGUGAACGGUCGAUGAAUGCGAGAACGGGAAGGGAUAGACAGAGGUAUGGUCCAAAUGGCGAGAGGCUCGUGGCAGGCGUAGUGCCCCUCAACGCCGAGCGGAGCCAUGUAUUGAUGAUUCAGAGCUCGAGUAGAAAGGGCUGGGUAUUGCCCAAGGGAGGCUGGGAAACGGACGAGAAGACUUGUCAGGAAGCAGCCUGCCGAGAGGCCUGGGAAGAGGCUGGCAUCGAAUGUCGAAUUCAAAAAGACCUGGGCACGAUCGAGGAGAAGAGGAGCGAGGCGACCAUUAGAAAGCACGGGCUGAUGGCGCCCAAGGCGCUGUACCGCUUCUACGAAGUAACGGUCACUGUGGAGCGCGAUACUUGGCCCGAGCAAUACAAGAGAGAGCGAAAGUGGAUGUCGUAUCGGACGGCGAGAGAGCUAUUGCAAGACCGACCAGAGCUGUCGGAGGCGCUCGACAGAUGCAGCAUCAUCCGAUAG
Molecule: messenger RNA, 507 nt
Organism: Sphaerulina musiva SO2202
Lineage: Eukaryota; Fungi; Ascomycota; Dothideomycetes; Mycosphaerellales; Mycosphaerellaceae
Exons: 2
Coding region: 1-507 (168 amino acids)
Biological process (GO): diadenosine pentaphosphate catabolic process; diphosphoinositol polyphosphate metabolic process; adenosine 5'-(hexahydrogen pentaphosphate) catabolic process
Cellular component (GO): cytoplasm; nucleus
Molecular function (GO): bis(5'-adenosyl)-pentaphosphatase activity; endopolyphosphatase activity; diphosphoinositol-polyphosphate diphosphatase activity
Source: RefSeq, a predicted model, not a curated record